AAAAGGUUGUCUCAUUAUAAAUGACCACUUGUCCUGUUAUUCCACAACAUCUAUCUACACUUGUGGCAAGUUCAUAACUUCAGUUGGGUUUUGGUGAUCCUUUGCAACGAUGGCAGACGAGGUUGUUCUAUUGGGUACAUGGGCUAGCAUGUUUGGGAUGAGGGUUAGGAUUGCAUUGGCUGAAAAGGGUGUUAAGUAUGAAUACAAGGAAGAGAAUCUCAGAAACAAGAGUCCUUUGCUUUUGCAAAUGAACCCAAUUCACAAGAAAAUUCCAGUUCUCAUCCAUAAUGGCAAACCCAUUUGUGAAUCUGCAAUUAUAGUGCAGUACAUUGAUGAGGUCUGGAAUGACAAAGCUCCCAUCUUGCCCUCUGACCCUUAUGAGAGAGCUCAAGCCAGAUUCUGGGUAGAUUACAUCGACAAAAAGGUGAAUGAUACUUGGAGGAAAAUGUGGCUUUCUACUGGAGAGGAGCAUGAGACAUGGAAGAAGGAGUUUAUCUCUGUCUUUAAGCAAUUAGAAGAGGCACUAGGUGACAAACCUUUCUAUGGGGGUGACACGUUUGGGUUUGUUGAUCUUGGUCUUAUCCCUUUUUAUACUUGGUUUUAUACUUUUGAGACAUAUGGUAACUUCAAAAUGGAAGCUGAGUGUCCUAAACUUGUCGCUUGGGCUAAGAGAUGCUUGCAGAGAGAGGCUGUGUCCAAAACUCUUCCUGAUGAAAAGAAGGUCUAUGAUCAUGUGGGAUUGAAAAAGGCAUUUGAAUCAUAAUAGAGGGAUUUCUUGCAUCAACCAAAUAAAAAAUUUGCAUUUUAAAUAAGGUAUUGUAAGGUUUUGUGCAUUUGUGUCAGUGGUUUGUUAGGCUUGGGUUAUUCGUGGUUUGCUAGACACUUUGGUGUGCCUUCUAUGUACAAGAUUAUGCUGAGGGAUGAACGCUUAUGAUGAAUAAAUUCUCAUUUUAUUAGGCAUCCAGCAGUUCUUUCUCUUACUAGUCAAAACUAUCGUUUCAGUUUUCUUUUAUCUCUGGAGCAUGUUGAAGUGACUCAAUCUCUAUGUUAGUUAAAUAAAUCUCUCAAUUUUGUGUUUCA
This is a messenger RNA of Glycine soja, 1080 nucleotides long. RefSeq names its product glutathione S-transferase 3-like. Gene Ontology annotation, molecular function: glutathione transferase activity. The transcript has 2 exons. Lineage: Eukaryota; Viridiplantae; Streptophyta; Magnoliopsida; Fabales; Fabaceae. Gene Ontology annotation, cellular component: cytoplasm. Gene Ontology annotation, biological process: glutathione metabolic process. Bases 110 to 763 code for a protein of 217 amino acids. The record is from RefSeq and is a predicted model, not a curated record.